This is a messenger RNA of Physcomitrium patens, 1458 nucleotides long. Its product is annotated as DNA-directed RNA polymerase II subunit RPB7. The record is from RefSeq and is a predicted model, not a curated record. NCBI's taxonomy places the organism in Eukaryota, Viridiplantae, Streptophyta, Bryopsida, Funariales, Funariaceae. Gene Ontology annotation, biological process: transcription initiation at RNA polymerase II promoter; nuclear-transcribed mRNA catabolic process; positive regulation of translational initiation. Gene Ontology annotation, cellular component: P-body; RNA polymerase II, core complex. Gene Ontology annotation, molecular function: single-stranded RNA binding; translation initiation factor binding; single-stranded DNA binding.
UGAUGUCGCCAUGAACAUGGUGAUGGUGGAAGUGUUGCUACCACUUCGAUGGUGAUGGAGAUGGGAUGACACAUUCUGCCUUGGAAGCUGGUCCCAAAUCGAAGCUCCCAGUUUUAGGGUUUCGGGUUGCGAAGGUUGUUGUUGUUGUCGACGCCUUCCAAGUGUGGUCGUCCUCGUUGUAUCUGCAAUGGGGUCCAUGUUUUGGUAGUGUUAGAGCGAAGAGGGGCUGUUUUUAGCACGUGUUUGGGCGAUCGCCUUGUGGGUUUUUUGCAGUUGGUAGAAGAGCGAUAUGUUUUUCGAGGUGGAAUUGCGGCGUCUCGUGGUGGUGGAGCCGCAGGAGCUCGGCGAUGAGCUGCACACACGAAGAGCCAUGAUUCGGCGCUUGCUCAAGGAUUUUGAUGCUGAGCGUUGCUCGGAGGAGCAUGGGUUUCACGUGACCGUGACGACGCUGGAGGACGUGUCGCCGGGGAAGAUCCGGUCUGGCACGGGCUCCGUGAUCUUUUGGGUGACAUUCAAGUGCAUCGUGUUCCGCCCGAUUCGUAACGAGAUCCUUGAAGCGGAGGUCACGGAUGUUUUGGAGAGGGGAUUUUUGGCAGCCUGCGGCGCGUCACGGAUCUUCGUCCCGCGGAAGGAGAUGGAUGGGUUCGAGUUCCGUCCAGGUGCUUCCCUGGAGUACAAUGAGUGGCAUGAUUCAUCGGGAAGCGUGAUCAAACCUAAAUCAAUGGCACGACUGAAAGUGGUCGGGACGCGCUGGGAGCCCAAGGAAAGGACGAUCAUGGCAGCCGGGACCUUGAAUGGCGACCUCUUGGGCCGCGUCUUCGAAGAGGGCGAUCCUACCUUCGACAAUGGGUUCGCUAUUUGAAAGUUUUGAGGGAAGCACCCAGUGAUUCUGCUUGAAGUUGUCCAUUUUCUCGAGCAUGGGGAUGUUUGAAAGUAUUACGUAAACUUGCAUGCAAAGCAGGUUCUGUAUUACAGUGGGGUUUGGAGCAGACUGAAGGUAUGCGUGCGGAUGACAUGGGGUUUUCAUCAUUUCUCAGGAAGUUCCUUCAAGGUAGAGAGCACUUGUAUAUAAGAUCCUGCACGUCUCUAUUUUGCAACAUGCUUUGACGAGGAGAUCCGGGAUGUUUGAACUGUUAAUUGGGGUCUUCUAUCGUACUUUGACACUCAUAUCCUUUCAGUUGGGCAUUGAAGACUUGUGAAUUUGUUUUACAUGAAUAAAUUUAUUCAUGUGCAGGAAAGAGUCGAUUAGGGCGACAAAGAGAGUUUUAAAUCAUAGAAUGGAACCUUCGGAAGCAGAGUCACUCGACUUUUCACACCUGAAUGCUAUUUUUAAAACUAACCUAGGCUUUGGAUUUACUGUUGCGAAAAUCUUGCGUAGGAACUCAGACAAUUUAGCUGCUUUAAAAUCAUGCUGCUUUUCAAACCAAAUAAAUGAUCCGGAAACGCUUUUAUCGUCCU